Toxorhynchites rutilus septentrionalis is the source of this 2305-nucleotide messenger RNA. It is a transcript of the gene PhKgamma, whose product is annotated as phosphorylase b kinase gamma catalytic chain, liver/testis isoform. Bases 321 to 1586 code for a protein of 421 amino acids. The record is from RefSeq and is a predicted model, not a curated record. Lineage: Eukaryota; Metazoa; Arthropoda; Insecta; Diptera; Culicidae. Gene Ontology annotation, molecular function: ATP binding; calmodulin binding; phosphorylase kinase activity. The transcript is spliced from 12 exons. Gene Ontology annotation, biological process: glycogen biosynthetic process; protein phosphorylation. Gene Ontology annotation, cellular component: phosphorylase kinase complex.
AAUGUGAUUCGUAGAAUCUAUUCAGUGGAUUGUAGCCAUCAGUUUCGAGACAGUGUAAAAAUUACUUUCUCUGACAUUGCGGCGAGCAAGUUUUUCCAGUUUCACCGAAGACAUUUCGCAACAUCAUCAGCAUUUUGCUCGAGAGUGUGUGGCAUGCAGUCCGUGUAUAAUCCUGUGUUUGCCUGGGACUCGCUUUUUUCUGUAGAUAACCGAUUUGUAAAAUUUCGCAGUGUUAAAGAAUUUUGAAACUUCUCGACGGUGUGUGAUCUCAUAUUGUACGGAGAAGACCCCGUGAGAAGAAGAUAAGCCAACUAAUUAAAAUGGCCAAGGACGAAGAGGAUGAUCUGCUGCCGGAUAAGGAUGCGGCCAAGGGUUUUUAUGCCAAGUACGAGCCAAAGGAGAUCCUCGGAAGAGGCAUCAGCUCAACCGUACGACGAUGCAUCGAGAAGGAAACGGGCAAGGAGUUUGCGGCGAAAAUUAUCGAUCUCGGCGCGGUUGAAUCCGGCGAUUCAAAUCAUAUGCUCGAGGCCACCCGGCAAGAGAUUCAUAUCCUCCGACAAGUCAUGGGACACAAGUAUAUCAUUGAGUUGCAGGAUGUGUUCGAAUCAGAUGCCUUCAUUUUCCUGGUCUUCGAGUUAUGCCGGCAGGGCGAACUGUUCGACUAUUUGACGUCGGUGGUGACGCUGUCCGAGAAAAAGUCGCGAUAUAUUAUGAGACAAAUAUUCGAAGGCGUUGACUAUAUCCACUCGAGGAACAUCGUGCACCGUGAUCUGAAGCCGGAGAACAUUCUACUGGAUGACAGUCUGAACGUCAAGAUCACCGAUUUUGGAUUCGCGCGGAAGCUCAAGGAUGGCGAGAAGCUGUUUGAUUUGUGCGGCACACCUGGUUACUUAGCUCCGGAAACGCUGAAAUGCAACAUGUUUGAAGAUGCGCCUGGAUACUCGAAAGAAGUCGAUAUUUGGGCCUGUGGUGUCAUCAUGUUCACACUGCUAGUCGGUUGUCCACCGUUCUGGAAUCGGAAGCAGAUGGUCAUGUUGCGGAACAUUAUGGAGGGCAAGUACAGCUUUACUUCGCCGGAGUGGGCUGAUAUUUCUGAGGACCCCAAGGAUCUGAUCCGCAAGUGCCUGGUGGUGGACCCGGUGAAGCGUAUCACCGUCACCGAGGCCCUGCAGCAUCCGUUCUUCAAUACAGUACUUUUCGAGCAAGAUAUCGGCCCGUUGAAGCGCAGCCUAUCGGCCAAGUCUAGACGCUUGAGUCGUAUCGCCGACCUGGCACUGAACGUGACGGAAAAAUUACGCAAGCAAAGUCAGUUUAACGCUAGGAAAAAGUUUCAAUUCGCUAUAUUAUGUGUUAGAGCUGUGGUUAGAAUAAAGAGGCUGCGAUACACACCGGAACCAUUGCGGGCCGAGGACGCCCUCAGGGACCCCUACCGCAUCAAGGUGUUGCGAAAGGUCAUCGACGGCUGCGCAUUUCGGGUGUAUGGCCACUGGGUCAAGAAGGGCGAGGGCCAGAAUCGGGCUGCCCUGUUCGAGAAUACGCCUCGAUCUGAGAUUUACAAUCUUUAUAUCAACAGCCUUACUCGAUAAGCUGUGAUCGGAGUGAGUUGGAGGGCGAAACAAAACAAAGCUAACAAUAGUGGCGCGAAGGAGCAUGGAACGGAUUCUGCAAUGGAGCCUUCGCUACAGGUGGAUGACAGAUGAGGAUGCCUGGAGAUGAGGAACAGUUAUAGUUUGGCACUUUAUAUUGCACUGUGAACUACCACCGGAAGUACCUUCAACGAGUGCUUUCCUUCAUCGUGUGUGUUUGUGUGUGCGUGUAAGUAUGUGAAGUUUUGCAACCUUUUGCACUGAAAGAUCGAACGAGCAGGCUUUUGAGAGAAGUGAAUCCGAGGUUAUUAGUAAAGAAUGGUUUUUGCCAGUAGUUUGUAAUAUUAGUUAAGAAAAUCAUUAUCGUUUUGUUUAUUCUGUAUUUUGCUUCACGUUUGAGUAACAUUUACAUCGUCAUUUAGUUGGUAAGGCAGCAAGACAUUACAGCGUUAAUCCUAGAAAAAAAAAUGAAAAAAAUUAUUGAGUGGCGAUAUUCUGUUCUUAUAAAUUGGAUAUUAUUUACCGUUAAUCAUAGUUUUCUAGGUUAUGUAGAAUUCAAGAAGCUAAACGGAAAGCAAUGCUAGGAGGUGGUGAAAUUAACAAAGGAUGUGUGAUUUUCACAUUACUAGCACUAAGAUGAAAUAAUCCUGUAGCAAUGAGUCGUAAUAAUAAAAUAUACCUUGAAUUGAUGUUUGCAAAGGAGCAUUACAACCUGAUAA